UAUAUCAUCAUUCUUAUAAUUCGUCAUUUUAGAUUGUUAAAAGUAUCGAUAACUUUAUUUUAUAAAUAUUAUUAAAAAUUGUUAUUCCUGAUUUAAAAUUAAUUAACAUUAAUUUUAAAUAUAUUAAUAAAAUAGUAAUGAUAUUUUAUAUUUUAAUUUAUCAUUUUGUUAUACAUAUAUAAUAAGUUUUCAUCUAACAUAUUUAAAACAGUGUUGUUAACCAAUUAAGAAUGUACACAGUGACUAAGUCAUAAAGAGACAAUUUAAUUAUUAAUAAUUGAAGAAAAUAUAAUAUUCUAAGAAAUUACAUAUAUUGAAGAAGAUUGUAAAUGACUCGAAGAUCAACAAUGAGUCCUCAAAAUUAUAAAAAUCAUAUCACAACAAAAGCUAUGACAUCCAAUGGUUAUACUAAUACUGAGACUCUUUCUAAGGAGUCCAAAAAUCAUUCAUCACCUUGUGAGUCAUUCAAGUCAAUGCCAUGGUUUGGUAUGGAUAUAGGAGGUACAUUAUCUAAAUUAGUAUAUUUUGAACCUAAAGAUACUACAAGAGAUGAAGCAGAUGCAGAACUUGAGACUCUGAAAAAUAUUCGACGAUAUUUAACUAAAAAUUCAGCAUAUGGGAAAACAGGUCAUAGAGAUACACAUUUGCAAAUGGAUAAUGUUUGCAUUAGAGGUAGACGCGGUACAUUACAUUUUAUUAGAUUUCCUACAAGUGAAAUGGGAAAUUUUUUAGCAUUAGCAAGAUCUAAAGGUAUGGCAAAUCUUGUAACAACAGUUUGUGCUACAGGUGGUGGAGCAUUUAAAUUUGAAAAUAACUUUAAACAAGAAGUAAAUAUGAAUUUAGCAAAAUUUGAUGAACUAGAUAGUUUAAUACGUGGUAUGCUUUAUAUUGAAACAACAAAUCCACAUGAAUGUUAUUAUUGGUCUUAUCCUACAGAUGAUAAUAAAUGUCAGAAAGUUCCCUAUGAUUUUUCUGAACCCUAUCCUUUUUUGCUUGUAAAUAUAGGAUCAGGAGUAAGCAUUUUAGCUGUUUAUGGACCAGAAAAUUAUAAAAGAAUAUCUGGCACUAGUCUAGGUGGAGGUACAUUUUUAGGAUUAUGUUGUUUAUUAACUGGAUGUAACACUUUUGAAGAAGCAAUAGAGUUAGCAACUGGAGGUGAUAAUACUAGAGUAGAUAAAUUAGUUAAGGAUAUUUAUGGUGGAGAUUAUGGACCUUUUGGUCUUCCUGGAGAUCUUGUUGCAAGCAGUUUUGGACAAAUGAAUUCUAAAGAGCGACGGAAUGCAGUUAGUAAACAAGAUCUUGCACGUGCAACACUUGUUACUAUUACAAACAAUAUUGGCUCUAUCGCUCGUAUGUGUGCUGUUAACGAAAAAAUUGAGAGGGUUGUAUUUGUAGGAAACUUUCUUAGAGUAAAUCCUAUAUCAAUGAAACUUCUGGCUUAUGCUAUGGAUUAUUGGUCUAAAGGAACUAUGAAAGCUCUAUUUCUAGAACAUGAGGGUUAUUUUGGUGCUGUAGGAUGUCUGCUUCAAUUUAAAGGUGAAACAAAAGUAUAGA
This is a messenger RNA of Apis laboriosa (Himalayan honeybee), 1554 nucleotides long. It is a transcript of the gene fbl, whose product is annotated as pantothenate kinase 3. The record is from RefSeq and is a predicted model, not a curated record. Gene Ontology annotation, cellular component: cytosol; nucleus. Gene Ontology annotation, molecular function: pantothenate kinase activity; ATP binding. The transcript has 10 exons. NCBI's taxonomy places the organism in Eukaryota, Metazoa, Arthropoda, Insecta, Hymenoptera, Apidae. Gene Ontology annotation, biological process: coenzyme A biosynthetic process. Bases 330 to 1553 code for a protein of 407 amino acids.